AUGGGCACUGAUAUCCUUCAGAGCAUUGGAUAUCGCAAUCGCUCAGUGGACCUUGCCAAGAUGGAAGUGAAUCUUAGUGAUGAUGGCGUACUCUCUCUCAGCAAUGUUUUCGUCAUCACAGCAGAGCAACAUCAUUCGUGUUUAUACCGUUUCUUACCGAGCUAUCAUGCUAUGGUUAUCAAGAUGUACACAUCCAAGGAAGAUUGCAUCUCUUUACCUCGUCUAUUAUCUCGAGACUGGUGUUCAUCUCUUGAUGAAUUGAUAUGUGCUAACAGUGACAUCCCCAAACGCCAACUCAGACAGCUUGUUCGCGAAUUUGCAGCAUGUGCUGAUACUGAUGCUGAUGACAAGGAUGAAGAUGGCGGCACAUACUUACAAUCGAUGGCAGCGCUACUGAGUCAACUUCUGCAAACAUUCCUUCUGCCGCCAUCGGAAACAGAAAAAAAAUUAAAACGGAUUUCAUUGCUUGUGUCAUGCAGAGGGGAUCGAUGGCGCGGUGGGGCUCCUGCCAACUUGUAA
Molecule: messenger RNA, 519 nt
Organism: Lichtheimia ornata
Lineage: Eukaryota; Fungi; Mucoromycota; Mucoromycetes; Mucorales; Lichtheimiaceae
Exons: 1
Coding region: 1-519 (172 amino acids)
Source: RefSeq, a predicted model, not a curated record